AUGGAUCUACCCGGAAUCAAAGUUGUUCCAAGAUACAGUGCUAAAGAGUGGGUUUCUGCAGGGGAACCUGAUAAAGACCAAUAUGAUGUUCGGCGUAGGGGCUGGUACAUCCAGGCGACAAGCUCUCCAAAGGAUGUCAUGAUCCUUAUUGACUCGAGCGGAAGCACAUUUGGAAUGACUCUGAAGAUCAUCAAGGUCUCUGUUUCAAAGGCACUGGACACCCUUGGAAAUGAUGACUUUGUCAACGUAGCAUGGUUUAGUAAAGAUGUCCAGAAUGUAAGCUGCUUCAAUACCUUUGUUCAAGCUAACCUUAGGAACAAGAAGGAAUUGAACAACAAAGUACAGACUGAAGUUAGAGCAGGUGGGAUUGCUGAUUUUGCAAAUGCUCUGAACUACGCUUUUAAUGAAUUUGAAAAGUUCAACAGGACAGAGAGGCUCGGUGGUGAGGGAAAUAAUCAGGGCGCAGACUGUAUCAGAGUGAUCAUGAUCUUUACUGAUGGUGGAACGUCCUCUGAGGAGGCCAUAUUUGAGGCUCGAAACAGAAAUCCAUUCAAGGCUCGAGUUUUUGUGUACAAAGUGGGUGCUGAUUCUAUGGUGUCUUCCGAUGGUAUCAGAGACAUGGCCUGUACAAACAAAGGUUACUUCAGCACAAUCCAGUCAUUUGGAGCUGUGAGACUCACUACUUUGGAUUAUGUGCCAGUGGUCAGCAGGCCGAUGGUCCUAAGUGGUCACAAGAACUUCCAGUGGUCAGAUAUAUACUUGGAUGCCCUGGGUCUUGGAAUGAUGACUACAUUGACCUUACCUGUUUACAACACAUCAACUUAUACUGAUCCUGGAUCUAAUGAAACUCGAAAGAGUCAGCAGUUGCUUGGUGUUGUGGGGACUGAUAUCACUACCAAGAACAUGGCCGAUACAGUUCCUAUGAACAAGCCUGAGUAUAAUUCUUCAUUCAGUCAAUCUAUUGGACCUCAGGCCUAUGUGUUCGGUGUCAACAGUAAUGGCUAUAUUUUAUUACAUCCCAGAUUGAAAGCAGAGGAACUGAUCGAAUCAAUUCUCGAGUUGAACUAUUUGUCUGAUCCGCCAAAUGUCGACUUCUUGGAAGUAGAGUACGAGACGGAAGAAAAGAAAGUGUUGCGGAGAGACAUGAUCGACAGGAAAUCAGGCACUGUUGAGCUGGAGACGCCAAUCAUGUCCAGAGAUGAGAGAUAUUUGGAAUAUGUGAACAUGACCUAUUCUUAUACAUUCAUUGACAACACAACGUUCAGUGUCGCAAUUGCUCAGCCCAGCUUCGACCUGUAUCAACUCACACCUCCCGAAAAUAUGAAUCUGGUUAUGGAGCUGACUAACAUCAUGGAUAGAAGUGAUAUACUCAUUGCUCCUUGGGAAUUUUGUGAGCAGUUUGUUGGAAUGGAUCCUGCUAACAUUUCAACAGAAGAUAUCAAAUCAGCUAUCCAGGAUACUAUUAAGAAUAACAGUAUAGGACUCGGAAGUGGUGGAGUUAUUGUACUACAAAAAUGCAAUGAUGAGAUGGUGAGAAAACUCCUUGUGGAUGCAGAAGUAACAAGUAAUUUAUCCUCCUACUGGGAAACAAAGACUGAUGAUAUGGAAGAUAACGGCAUCAUUUUUGUCUUGGCUGCUACUCAGGGUGGUCUCAUAAAAGUUUUUCCUAAAAGCACCAUAUCAAUGUGGAGUGCAGACGAAAUCCAAAGAAUGCAAGACCCAUGGGAACAGAGUUAUUAUCAACGCAGUCUGUACACAGAUAGAUAUGUCUUUUCUGUUCCAUACAAUGAUGGUGAAGGACCUCUCGGUAGUUUAACAGAGUUCCGUUCAAACAUCACCAUCAGCAAAUCAGUGCCUCUUGAUAACCAAGCAGUUCCUGCAGUUGUCAUGGUCAUGAUGGAUCCAGCUUUUUUCAAUGAUUCUUGGGAUCAGACCUCGAAGGGUUUCAACGAUCAUACAUUGGAAUACUCCUGUGCAAACAUGGAGCUGAAAUGUUAUCUUCUUGACGAUGGUGGUUUUAUCAUAGCUACGAACCAGAUAUUUGAACAAGAUGAGGUUGGGCGUUUCUAUGGAGAAAUUGAUGGCAACAUCAUGGUUGAAAUGACAAAUUAUGGAAUCUAUGAUCGCAAGCAGAUGUUUGACUACCAAGCGGCUUGUGAGAGGGUUCCACCAAGUGACAGUGCAGGCAUUAAAUCUUGGUUUGUGCCAACUUUUUAUGAUGUAUUCAAUUUCCAAAUAUGGGCUGCAAAUGCAUUGUGGACUUUUAUUCAUCAAACCUUUAUGGAUUUUCUACUAUUUGGAUGGACAGAUGUUUCAAUGAUCCAUGCUGCUGAGACUACAGAAUCCCUCGGCAACGUAAGCUGUAUCAAACUGAUAAACAACUACUACUUUGGCCAAAACCUGAGUGGAAAUGGUGCCAAGGAAUGUGUCAACUGCAGCAGGAGUUGGGCUGCUAGUCGAGUUGGUGGUACCAAUCUAGUGAUGCUUGUGACAGAGAGUGACCUUGAUUGUGAUACUUGCCCCUUGUCUGUGGUCAGACAAUCGCCACAGGAGCUUGGUCCAGAAGAUGCCCCUAGCCCUUGUGAUGAGACGCCAAGAUACAGAAGGAGACCUAGUGAAAAUUGUUACGCAUUUAGUGAAGCUGAAAAUACAACCAUUUGCAGAGGUGUGGUAUCACUAGCAUCGCCAUGGUUACUUCUAAUUUUACACAUAUUCUACCUUGGAAUUGUAAGGUUUAUUAGUGCGUAAUGGUGGUCAACGAUUCCUGUUUUCUAAUUUCUAGGUAUUAUUUCAUGAUGAUAUUAUAUAAGAAUAUUACUUCAUGUUUUUAUUGAAUUAUUAUAUGUUGUUUCUUUUCAUUAGGUAUCGUUUAUGUAAUGUUUAAAUGUGGACACUGAAAGUAUGUUUAUACUAAAUUAUCUUUGUGAUGUGCUGAUAUUAUUUUACCUGUCAAACAGCACUGAUUUUACUUAUCAUGGCAUUAUAAGCAAUUGUAAUUGACAAAUUUAAUCAACUCUUGCUAAUAAGAUAUCCAUCUGUAAUUGUAAAAAAGUGCUUUUAGACUACAUAAAAGUAAUCAUGGUUCAAAGAAAAUUACUCAAAUCAUUUGACACUGUAUCAUACACUUGAUGAAAUGUACUUUAGUUUCGUGAAAAUCAUGGAAUUUUGAGUAUUUUUCAUGGAUUAAGGUAUGAAAUAUAGAUGGCUAUAUAAAUAGCAAUCAUGAAUUCAAAUUCAUUUAUUCAAAUCAUUUCUGCCACUCGAACUAUCCCAUCAUGAAGGAUUUAAUUUAUGUAGUAUGAUAUACAUGUUCAAAUUUUAUCUUAUGGACUAUGAAUUUUAUAAAAUGUCAAAUUGGUGAAAAAUUAUGUUUUGAAUCUUGAACUAUGGGUACACUCAAGUGAAUUAUAUGUAAGAACUGUUUGAAUAUUGUAUAUAAUUUUUUAUACUUGAUGAUGUAAUAUAUCAAGUGUCUAUUAUUAGAUUAUAGUUAUUUGUAUGCAAUGCCCAACAACUUAUUUGUCUAUUUUUUUCAUUCUCUCUCUCUCUCUCUUUCCUUUUCUCACUUUUUUCACCUUUUCUCUCUCCCUCUCUUCCUCCCUCUCCCUCUCCAUUUCUAUCUCUCUUUCUUUUAGUCUCUCUCUCCUAUAUCUCCUUUUCCUUCUCUCUAUCGAUCAAUGAAUCCUAUCUUUCCUGCUAC
Molecule: messenger RNA, 3700 nt
Organism: Lytechinus pictus (painted urchin)
Lineage: Eukaryota; Metazoa; Echinodermata; Echinoidea; Temnopleuroida; Toxopneustidae
Product: voltage-dependent calcium channel subunit alpha-2/delta-1-like
Exons: 37
Coding region: 1-2748 (915 amino acids)
Cellular component (GO): voltage-gated calcium channel complex
Molecular function (GO): voltage-gated calcium channel activity
Source: RefSeq, a predicted model, not a curated record